This is a messenger RNA of Microcebus murinus (gray mouse lemur), 3168 nucleotides long. The record is from RefSeq and is a predicted model, not a curated record. Lineage: Eukaryota; Metazoa; Chordata; Mammalia; Primates; Cheirogaleidae.
AUGUUGCCCAGGUUGGUCUUCAACUUGUGGCCUCAAGCAGUCCUCCUGCCUCGGCCUCCCAAAGUUGACAGCGCGCUCUUGGACAAGCUUUUCCCAGCUCAGGCGCUCCAUUUCCUAGGCCUUGUGCUGACACUGGCCUCCCAAGGUGGCCAGGAUGGAAUGAGAAGACGCUGCCUCCAGCCCCAGGAGUCUGCGGCUGCAUCCCGAAUGGGUGACCUAGCUGACCUUGCGGUUGUCCAGACCAGCCCUUUUGAUAGCUCAGGCAUCCCCUGGCCCCUGAUUCAGUCCCCAGGGAAGGAAAGGAUUUGGGUUGGUGGGGAGGGGGGGGAAGUGGGAGGCCCCAGGCUCGGCAAGGUGGGUGGGAGAGAUAGGGAAGUGGGGAGGGGGCCUGGGAGGAUGGGAGGGAUGCCCAGAACCAGCUCAGUGGGCUUUGGUCAAGCACUGUCCUCGUUGGCCUGGCCCCUGCCAAGGCUCUGGCCUCUCUGCCUUCCAUCCUUGCCAGGCAAGAUGCCGGCACCUUUAAUUAGCAAGCAGCAGCCUCUCCCCGAUUCAUCACAGUCACUGUUUAAUUAGCCGAGCACAGGCGCCCCCACCCCCCAGCUCUCGCUUGAGCUGCCUGCCUCUCUCACCCAGGCUGCCACCACCUCACAGUGUCCCCUGUCACCCCCGUACUUAGUCUGCUCCCCAGAAUGGGGGUGGAGGCAGGCACGCCCCACUGAAACCUCAAGGAGAUCUGGGCACCGGUGCUUGUAUUCAAGGCAUCCAGCAAACAUUAUUAGGCCUUGAGUCUGCGCCAGGCUGGCGCUGGGUGGAACCCGGGCUGCACGGGGCAGCAGGCUCUGGUCCUGUCCUCCCGCAAAAUGGCUUUUCCCUUUGGGAGGUGCUGGGACAGCUCUCUGGCCUGGCCCUGGGGUGUUGGGAAAAGGCUGUAAUAACCCUCCAUGUGGCUCCCACCCCACAUCUGAAAUGGGACAUCAUUUCUUCCUCUUCCUCCCUGUGCCAGAGCCCAGAGCUCCCCCAGAAGGCUGCACCUCAAGAGAGGGGCCCAUCCUCUGCCCCCUGCCUUCCAGGGGCCAGAUCCUGGGGGUGCAGUCCAGACCAUGGCCAAGGGACAUGAUGAGAGGGCUCAGGCCCUGUCUGCAGGCGCUGUGCAGUGGGGUCCCAGGAGUGAGCCCACAAUCUGGGCUGAACCAGCUGCCUCUGUCUCCCAGAAGAAGGGCGGGACUGGGGAGGGAGCCUCCACUGCCCUUCCCGGCAGGGCCAAGGGGCCUAGGCUCCACCCAGCCCUGCACGCCCUGGGCACCGAGUGGCUCCAGGCAGGUCACAUGACUCUGGGGCCUCCGCAUUCUGGGCGCAGAAGGGUGUGACCCUUGGCCUCUGGGGCAGUCAGCAUGUCAUAUGGGGGCAAGGGGUGCAUAGAGCCCAUCCACUCUGGCACGUCUGUGUGGCCCUCAGGACAGGUACUGAACUGCAGUGUGCCUCGGUUUCCCUACCAUGAGUAGCUGCCUCAGGGGUCAUCGUGAGGACUAAAUGGCUUACGAGGUUUAAAGCACUUAGAGCGGUGCCUGGCAGAGGGAGUCCUCAGUAACCAUUAGCUACUGUUGCCAUCAUUUUCCCUCCUUUUAUGCAAGUGCUGUUUCUUGCCGGGAUGAGGCAGCGGAUGGUGGGUGAGAGAGACGACCUCCCUGCUCUUCACUCGUGCCUACCUUCCAGUGGGGCAGGAAGCUGAAAACGAGUAACUAAAUCAAGGAAAAAUACCAUUUCGUCCCACAAAGCCCACAGUCUAAUUAAUGGUAACAUACCAAUGUUAAUUUCUCGGUUUUGAGGAAUGUACCACAGUUAGAAAAUAGGUCGACAUUAGAAAAAACUGGAUGAAGCAUCAACAGGAGCUCUCCGUACUAUCGUUGCAACUUUUCCGUUGCAAAAUAAUUUCUAAAAUUAUUCCCUAAAAAAAGUUUAUCGUACAAAAGGACGAUUUCAGGCAAUGGUAAAUACUGUGAAGAAAAUAAGCAGGAGCAAGAGAGAAAAUGGGGAUUGAGGGCCAUUUUAGACGGGGAGGGCUGGGAGGGCCUCCCGGAGGAGGCAACCAGGAGCUGCCCCUGAGUGAAGGGAGGGGCCUGGCGGGAGGAGGGAAGGACAAGUGCAAAGGGCUUGGGAUGCCGGAGGUGCCCUGGAAGGGAAGGGCAGGGCAGCAGUGAGGCCGGAAGCAGCAGUCAGCUCACCUGGCCUGCGUUAGGUGCCACCAAGCACAGGGAGAAGUACGUGGUGGACAGGACCCCCUCUGAGCCUGGAGGGUGGGGGAAGGUGGGCGCCCCCUGCUGUGGGGCAGGGCUGGGCAGAGAAGCUGGAAGGAGCUGGAGUGCACCAGGGCCCUGUACCCAGACAGUGCUGCCUGACCCUAACCCUAACCCAACCAGUGGCCUCCCCAUGUGGGCAUUUUGCCCUUUCAGAGGACAAGAGGGAGGAGGGAGACCGGGUGUGUAGGUGGCGUGUCUCGCACUUUGCAGCAUGAGCUCUGCGCUUUAGUGCUGACAGUCGCCCCGGGAGGCACUGGCAUCUGCACUUCCAGGGGGACAGUGGAGGGCGGAGAUCGCCCCUGGAGUGUCACGUGAGUGACUGAGUGGGCCUGCCUGGAAGGAGAGGCCCUCCUGGCCCUGGAGGUGCGCUGGGUCUUGCUGGGAAGCCUGGACUGGGUGUGGCUGGAGAAGGGAGGGCCAGGCAGGCCCAGGGCUGGCCUGGCCCCCGCCCACACGAGACCAUGUGUCAAGCCAAAGAGCAGCUCUGCGCACUAACUGUGUAAUCAGCUUUGGUAAUAGUAAUAAUACACGCGUGUAAUAGGACAUUCUGAAGGUUCCAAACAACAAAUGGGGACAAGUUAGGGUCUCCUACCUUUUCCUGCCCUCAGUCCAGUUUCCUUCUCCUGUGAUGGCCUCUGGGACCUGUGUCUUGUGCUUCCUUCUAGAGCCAGUCUAGACAGCCCCACCUCGACCAUGACAACAGCACACGGUCGCCUGGGCCUGCCGGGCACCUCCUGCCAGGAAGCCGAGUUGCACACGUAGCUCUCACGCCAGUCUUGUGUGUAUAUUAAGCACUCUGUUCUAAAUCAGAGUGAACAUGGCCAGGCACGGUGGCUCACGCCUGCAAUCCUAGCACUCUGGGAGGCCGAGG